AUCAGUUCCGCAGCAGCCGGAGCGGAAAACUUAGGGUAGAAACACACAAACUGCUCCCAUCAGCCUCCUGCGAUGCUUCUGGAUGCUCCUCCGCUUUUAAAACUCCUUUUCUUCUUCUUUUCCUCCUUCUUUUCCUUCUCUUCGCUCCUCCGUCCUGCGCUCCGAUGUGAGUUCGCCCGUGCGUAAAAGUCCGGCUCCGCGCGCCGCCCAUCAUGGCUUAUCCUCAGGGUUUCCUCUUCCAGCCGUCCGUGUCUCUGGCUCUGCACUCCUGCCCGUCCUUCAGCUCCGGGGUCAUCCUAGGACCGCGCACCGAGGAGCUCGGCCGCUCCUCGUCGGGCUCCGCCUUCGCUCCGUACUCCGGAUCAGCGACCUCUCCCGGCUUCAACUCACACCUGCCGUACGGAGGGGAGCCCCGGGCCGCCGCCACGCUCAGCUCCUUUGUGAGUCCGGGUUACGACCCGUCCUCUGGCAUCUCUGGAUCCUUAGACUACCACCCAUUCGGGGCCCUGGGGCCGUACCCGUACGGAGAUCCCACCUACAGGAAGAACGCCACACGGGACGCCACGGCCACGCUGAAGGCCUGGCUCAAUGAGCACCGGAAGAACCCGUACCCCACCAAGGGCGAGAAGAUCAUGCUCGCCAUCAUCACCAAGAUGACCUUGACACAGGUGUCCACCUGGUUCGCCAAUGCUCGGCGACGGCUGAAGAAGGAGAACAAGAUGACGUGGACGCCACGGAACAGGAGCGAGGAUGAGGAGGAGGAGGACAACAUCGACCUUGAGCGCAAUGAGGAGGACGAGGAGCCGCUGAAGCCGGGCGGCGAGGAGACAGAGCCAAAGAGCGAGGCCGCGGUGCGUCGGCCCUCGGCCUCAGACUCCUGCGGUUUGACGUUCAGAGAGGAGGGGGGCAGCGACGCCGAUCGAGGAUUCGCUGAUCUGGACUUUAAAGACUCCACCGGGGACCGGAAGCCGCCCCACAUCCCAGCCCCCGUCUCCGUGUUGGUGGCCCCUCCUCAGAGCGCAUCCCUGGGGACGCUCAGAGUCUUGGAGGCGGCGCGCACACCGAGCCCGCAGUCUAAGGAGCACUCCUGCGGCGCCACCCAGGGGCCGAACGUGGCCCCUAAACCCAAACUGUGGUCCCUGGCUGAGAUCGCCACGUCUUCGGACAAAAGCAAAGGAUGUAGUGACUCGUCACAGAGUGGGGGGGCGGGGCAGCAGCGGACCCCGUUCCCCCACAGCCCCGCCCUGCCCCGACACCUCUAUUAUACUGCCCCCUUCAUCCCAGGAUACUCCAGCUACGGGCCUCUGGGGACCCUGCACGGCGGCGGCGGCGGCUCGGCUUUAAACGGAUUACAGCAGACGAUGCUGCAGCGAGCCGAGGUGGCGGCCCGAGACUGCAGGCUGCGCAGCCAGAGCCAGCUGGAGCUGCACGAACACAAGAGAGGCAUGAUGAACGUGUAGAGCGUUUACCGGGACCGGCAGGUGUAACGGUGCUCUGCACGGGCCCUCAGGCCGCGGACUCUGAUUUGGAAACACAAAGUUUGAAUUUCAGACUGUUUUUCUAUGUUGGUCAGAUGUAAUCUUUGUAGUGCGUU
This is a messenger RNA of Archocentrus centrarchus (flier cichlid), 1594 nucleotides long. RefSeq names its product iroquois-class homeodomain protein IRX-5-like. NCBI's taxonomy places the organism in Eukaryota, Metazoa, Chordata, Actinopteri, Cichliformes, Cichlidae. The record is from RefSeq and is a predicted model, not a curated record. Gene Ontology annotation, molecular function: RNA polymerase II cis-regulatory region sequence-specific DNA binding; DNA-binding transcription factor activity, RNA polymerase II-specific. The transcript is spliced from 3 exons. Bases 213 to 1460 code for a protein of 415 amino acids. Gene Ontology annotation, cellular component: nucleus. Gene Ontology annotation, biological process: cell development; regulation of transcription by RNA polymerase II; neuron differentiation.